AUGGCUGCGUGUCUCUGCACCGUCGUUUGCGCCGUGGCCACAUCGCUGGCCGCGGCGCUGGCGUCAGUUCUCGCGUGGCUGUGGGUCAGCCGGCUGCGCACCUCGGCCCCUGGUCCCCCGACCGUGCCACUGCUGGGCAACACGAGGAUUCCCUUCAGGCUCCCCGCACUCGUGCACGGUCUCAGAGACAUUCACCAGCGCUACGGAGACAUCUUCAGGUACUACGUGGGUCCCAAGCUGUUCAUUGUGAUAUCGCGACCAGAAGACGUGCGGAAAGUCCUGGCGUCGACCAAGACGAGGGAGCGGGACCCUGUCUUCAUGCACAUCCUCCGGACUCUUAUGAGCGACGGCCUCAUUACCAGCACGGGUGACACCUGGAAGAGGCACCGUAAGGCCAUCGAACCAGCUUUCCACGCUGAGGUACUCGUGAAGUUCACUGGAACAUUCAACGAGAGCGGGCGCUAUCUGUGCGAGAAGCUGGCGGAGUCUGCUGGGGCGACGGUGGACGUUUACCCCAUGCUGAUGGAAUGUGCGCUGCGCACCAUGGUGAAGGUCGUCUUCGGUGUCGAGCUGGAUCGUCUGGAGCCAGACCGAAGCAAGCAUUCCCGUAUAGCGGCCAUCAGGAAAAUGUCGGCAAUAAUUGUCCGACCCUGGAAGGCAAUUAAUGGCAUCAUGUGGCUGAGUGCAGAAGGUCGGGCAGUGAAGAGGAAUAUUGCGGAGUUCAGAAGCCUAGUGAAGCGUGGCCUCGCCAUUGCAAGAGAAGACAUGAAGGCUGACGGUUCAACUCCUUUGGUCCACUUUCUUUCGGAGCAGAAGCAAGGGCAGCACUUGACUGAGGAAGAAAUAUACAAUGAAAUACGCACCCUCAUUGUGGCCGGCGUGGAGACGACCGCAGCCUCCAUGGGCUUCACGCUGGCGCUGCUCGGCCUGCACCCAGAGUGGCAGGACGCGGCGCAGAGGCAGCUGGAUGACGUGUUCGGCUCUGGAGGCGACUACCUCAGGCCAGCCACUGCGGCCGACCUCUCCCAGCUCACGGUCAUAGACGCUAUUGUAAAGGAGUCGCUGCGGCUGUUUCCGACAGCCCCCAACAUUCCGCACCUGGUGACCGAGGACACGCCGCUGUGCGAAGGCCGGCACGUGGCGCCGAGGGGCUGCUGCGUGCUCGUGUCGUUCCUGCUGAUGCACCGCCGGCCGGACCUGUUCCCUGAGCCCGACCUGUUCGACCCCGGCCGCUUCCUGCCCGGAGGCAGCGCCACCUGCAGGCAGCCGGGCAGCUACCUGCCGUUUGGCACAGGACCUCGCAAGUGCGUGGGCGCGCGCUUCGCCGACCUGGAGAUGCGGGUUGCGCUGGCUGCAGUGCUGCGCAGGUUCCGCAUCCGACCCGGCUCCACCAGGGAGCAGCUGGAGCAGAUUCCUUACUCCGUCACAGCACACCCACUCACCGGCUAUCGUGUUUCUUUUGUUCCAUGGGAUAAUGUACCAGUAGCUUCCCAGCUUGCCGUCUAAAACUGAACGUAUGGACAGGAUGAGUAUGAAGAACCCUUGCAUUUCCUGAACUGUUCAAAAUACCGAAACGAGGUUUCGCCAAAUUAGAGUACGAAGAGGGAUUGUAAUGCUAUAUAGUCGUGUAUGUUCCCUAACCGUUUACAAAAAAUGGUUCAAAUGGCUCUGAGCACUAUGGGACUUAACUGCUGCGGUCAUCAGUCCCCUAGAACUUAGAACUACUUAAACCUAACUAACCUAAGGACAUCACACACAUCCAUGUGGACCUACAGAUAGUCUAGAGGGUGAUAACAUCAUCCAGAGAUCGGUAAAAUCAUUUGUUAUUGGUUUUUCCGACUUAAGCUCACUGCAAUUUGAUGAAAGAGAAUUUUACUCCAGACGCGUUUCACUCUUAUUUAUAAAACAUCUUCUGUGUUCAUUCUGCAAGUUGGAUACAUAUGUUUGUACAUUUUUAGUUGCUUUACAUUAAAAACAGCGUUUUGUUUAUAAAAUUACAGUGGAAAUUACUUACGGUGUUCCAGCCUCUUCUUUACACAUUCUCCAAAUAACUGCUUACUCCCUUUCAUUAGCAGCAGUUGAUAUCGAAAGACUACGUUUCACAUGCACACUCGGCAAUUUUUUCCCUUUGCACUUUUUCUUGUGCUGAGUGAGAACACACAUAACUUCAGUUCGAUCUGCAAAAUAACACACAUACAGAAUGUGUAAAUAACAGGCUGCAACACCGUAAGUAAUUUGCGCUCCAACUUUAUAGACAAAACCCUGUUUUUAAUCUAAAGCAACGAAAAAUAUACAAACUUAUAUAUCCAAUUUGCAGAAUAAGCACAGAAGAUGUUUUAUAAAUACAAGCGAAACGCGUCUGGUGUAAAAUUCUCUUCAGUUAAAUUUCAAUAAGCUUAAGGCGGGCCGGCCGAAGUGGCCGCGCGGUUCUGGCGCUGCAGCCUGGAACCGCGAGACCGAUACGGUCGCAGGUUCGACUCCUGCCUCGGGCAUGGAUGUGUGUGAUGUCUUUAGGUUAGUUAGGUUUAACUAGUUCUAAGUUCUAGGGGACUAAUGACCUCAGCAGUUGAGUCCCACAGUGCUCAGAGCCAUUUGAACCAUUUUGAAGCUUAAGGCGGAAAAAUCAAUAACAACUGAUUUUAACAGCUGCUGCGGAAAAUGGCCACUCAAACAAAUACAUUAGUGUUCGUGAAUGUAACUCACUUUUGCGUCGAGUCAGAUUACAGCAACGUGCCACUCCUCUUCUGCUCAGCACCUGCGAUUUGACUACACUCCAUAGGUGCACAGCAUGCUACAUAACAUUCUUCAUUUUACGAACACACUUGCACAUAUUUUUAAAGCGCUUUAUCCAAAGUACUCACCUACACUUCACACAGCUGCAUACACAUUUAUUUACUAGUGGUCACAGCAGACUAUUGACUGACCAUUACUGUAGUUAUAAGCCCAGAAUAUUCUGUGAUAUGUAUGAAAGGUUCUAUUUUUUAUUACGAAAAUCUUAAUGUCUAAUUCAGACCCGACCCUGUUGGACACACUUUCUCUGUGUGAUCAUAUUACGAACAUAUUUCACAUUGUCGAUCUGCCAGUAUCACAUUGGUGCUUGUAUAUAUCUCUCACUUUGUAUUUUAUCAGACAUUAUAAAAGUGCACUUUUGUGAAAUAAGUCAGAUGCUUUACAAUAUUGGAAACCACAUUAAAAUACUUAACAGUAACGUCACCGUGCCUGUAUGCUACAGCUGUCUACCUGCAACACAUAUGUGCUCACGAUCUCUUACCUUCAUCGCUAGAGCAUAGUCAAAGAAAAAGCAAAAAAUGCGGCGUCGAUGCCCCACUGCACUCAUCAAUGCAAGCGCAUAACUAUAAAUAUUCAAGGACAAUGCUACAUUCGAACAACUGUGUGCUUAGUUUCAUAGUUACUGUAUGAACUGAAAUAUUGAAGUAACCAGUUUUUUAAAAUCAAACAAUACACUUUCUUAGUGCUUUUCAAAAGCUUUUUGUAAGAUGAAUAAUUACAACCAUAGUAAAAAUAAUAAUUGUUAUUUUUUAUUUUAACAACAGAGAUAGCAUCAUUGUAGGAGUUGCCCAGGUUACAUCCAGCUUCCUCAGGAGUAUCUCUGGUAACUCAGAGUUUUACAGUACUUCACACAAUAUUUUACGCUAUUUCUGAACAAUAAUAUUUAUUUGACUGUGUUUAGUAAAUCCUAGGAAACAGAUGAGUGCUCUUCAGAUUAUGUAGCGUUGAUAGUAGAGCACAAAGGAUAAUGAUAUGAUCAGGUUUCACAUUCCAAAUUCCACCGAACUCGAAAGUCAGAUCCUCGUAUUUCAGUUUAUUCUGAGCCACCUAAACGUUAUAGAUUCAGUCACCUAGACUAAGAUGUUGAUUGACAGGCAUGACCUUUCAUCUGGCUAUCAUGCUACGUCAGGCUUGUUAGUCACAACCAUUCGGUCCAUAUGUACUUGUUGCUUGCACAGGGCAGAAUUCCAUCGUCUGCUCAACACCACUUUAUGUUUGUGGUCAUAACAUUUGUCAGAAAGCUGUGGUACUCUUAGAGCUCUGCAUGUUCACCAAUGGCAGUAUGACCACAUCUCAUUGUUCUUCUUGAAAUCAUUCUCCGCCAAGAUGGAGAAGCCUGGUAAGCCGCUUUUGUGAAGUAAACAUUUCGCAUCUUGCAGUACAUGAAGAUGGUGCCUUGCACAACAGCCUUGCUUGGUGGUGUUUACAAUGCUGUAGAGGAUUCUGAGCACUUUGCAUCUCAAUUUAGCACAUUUGUCAGAUUAUUUUCUGAAGAAUUUCAUUGUCUUGACAUCACAGUACUUGUCUUUUCAAAAUGUUUCGAAAAUUGUUAAAAUAAAACACAUCAUUCCUUUAAAAAUACCUCUUAUUUGCAUCAAUGCCUUGGUUGACACUUGAGUUACGAGUAUCCACCAUAAACUAUUAUGGCAUACCCUAUGCAUAUUAUCUUUUGAUAAUUUAUUUGUAAAUCUUGAGCCGGCCGGAGUGGCCGUGCGGUUCUAGGCGCUACAGUCUGGAACCGAGCGACCGCUACGGUCGCAGGUUGGAAUCCUGCCUCGGGCAUGGAUGUGUGUGAUG
Messenger RNA from Schistocerca serialis cubense, 4587 nucleotides. Its product is annotated as cytochrome P450 4C1-like. Gene Ontology annotation, molecular function: oxidoreductase activity, acting on paired donors, with incorporation or reduction of molecular oxygen; heme binding; iron ion binding. Lineage: Eukaryota; Metazoa; Arthropoda; Insecta; Orthoptera; Acrididae. The transcript is spliced from 6 exons. Bases 1 to 1506 code for a protein of 501 amino acids. The record is from RefSeq and is a predicted model, not a curated record.